UCGGGUCCUUGCUUCCAAGAUGACCAAAAAAAGAAGGAAUAAUGGUCGUGCCAAAAAGGGCUGCGGCCAUGUGCACCCUAUUCGUUGCACGAACUGUGCUAGGUGCGUGCCCAAGGACAAGGCCAUUAAGAAGUUCGUCAUUCAAAACACUGUAGAGGCUGCAGCCAUCAGGGACAUUUCUGAAGCAAGUGUUUUGGAUGCUCAUGUGCUUCCCAAGCUCUAUGUGAAGCUGCAUUACUGUGGGAGUUGUGCCGUUCAUAGCAGGGUGGUCAGCAAACAAUCUCGUGAAGCCAGGAAGGACCGAACACCCCCACCCCAUUUUAGACCUGCUGGUACUGCCCCAAGACCUCCACCAAAGCCUAUGUAA
Molecule: messenger RNA, 367 nt
Organism: Sciurus carolinensis (gray squirrel)
Lineage: Eukaryota; Metazoa; Chordata; Mammalia; Rodentia; Sciuridae
Product: 40S ribosomal protein S26-like
Exons: 1
Coding region: 20-367 (115 amino acids)
Biological process (GO): translation
Cellular component (GO): ribosome; cytosolic small ribosomal subunit
Molecular function (GO): structural constituent of ribosome; mRNA binding
Source: RefSeq, a predicted model, not a curated record